AUGUCCCAUUCAAAUAAUAAUAUCAAUUUAAAAGUGCCUGGUAACAGUUUAUCAGGGUCAAAUAUCAAUCAUGGUUCAUCGUCAUCAGAUCGUCAUAACAAUAGACACAGAUCAGUAUCAGCUGCAAGUUUAAAUCCAACCACAGGAACGUUAAUAACUGGUGAAAUGAAUCAAACCGAUCCUUCAACUAAUAUCACCCCAGAUAUAGGUGGUACUUCUGGAGUUGGUGGUGAUAUUCCCCCAGAUAUGGCAAUAUUAUUACAAAAAUUAGAUGAAGAUUUUUUAGUGAAUAAAGUGAUUGAUCAAUGGACGUUUAUUAAUAGAAGAGAAGAAAUUAUGCAAUCAAUCAAUCGAUUGCACCAGAUGCAAAAUGAAGAUUUGCUCAAUUUGGAUCCAUCUAAAUUACAAAUGCCUUUAAAUCCACGAAUGUCGACUGGAGAUUUCCUGAAAAUUAGCCCCGAUAAUUUGAUUGAUAUAUUAGCAUAUAGAGCAAACAUAUACAAGACGGAAUUAGCAUUUAUAGUACUUGAUGCAAGAGGUAAAGAAGUUAGUUCUAUUAGUUGGGAGAAAUUAUAUUUGAAAGCAGUCAAAGUUGCAUAUGAGAUCCAACAUAAAUUGACCAUGAAAAAUAGUGAUAGUGUUGUUUUGUUAUAUAAAGAUGGAGAAGUUACUGAAUUUGUGGUGGCCCUUUUCGGUUGUUUUAUGGCAGGAGUUACAGCUAUUCCAAUCCAUCAAGACAUUUCCCUAACUGAAGUUUUGAAUAUCAUCAAUUUAACAUCAACGAAAUUAUUACUUUAUUCUGAAACAGUGGCCAAAGAACUAGAUCGGUUGAGUGCCCAGAAUCUGAGAAUCAAUUGGCCAUCAAAACUAUUACGUUGGCGAACAACAGAUUUGGGAUCCGCUAGAAAAUCCGAAGUGUCGCAUUGGAAUGCCAAACAACAAAAAUUAAAGAAAGAUAAUAAAACUUCUAGCGAACAGAAUACCAAUUUGGCCUAUGUUGAGUUUUCACGAUCCCCCGUGGGUGAGUUGAGAGGAAUUGCCUUAAGUCAUCGAACUAUUUUCCAUCAAAUGCAUUGUCUUGAUUCAGCUCUUCUGUCAUUGCCUAAUUCUGGUGGUGGUCUCCAGAGAAGUUACAAGCAAUAUCGUGCUGAUAAAAAAGUGGUAUUGGCUACUUUGGAUAUUCGGUUUUCCAUUGGUAUAAUAUUGGGGGUUUUAUUCACAGUAUAUUCUGGUAAUGUACAUAUAUGGGCGCCACAGAAAGUUAUGGAAAUCCAAGGUUUAUAUGCUAAUUUGAUUUCUAAAUGGAGGGCUUCUUUGUUAUUAGCCGAUUAUUUUGGGUUGAAACGAGUUACUUAUGAUUAUCAACAAUCACCCAGUGCCACAAGAUAUUUUUCCAAAACCCAAAGAGUGGAUUUAUCAUCGGUGAAAUGGGCUUUGGUCAAUGCUCUUACAAUAGAUGGGGAAUUUAUGGAAAUUUUAGCAGAAAGAUAUUUGCGUCCCUUGGGGUGUCAACACCCAGAAAAUGCCAUUAUUCCAAUGUUAACUUUGAGUGAAUAUGGUGGUAUGGUUAUUUCUCUUAGAGAUUGGAUUGGUGGUAAAGAAAAAUUGGGUAUAAGCAUUACAGAUGAUGAUUCAAAUGAUUUAUCUUCAGUUUUAAUUGAUAAAGAAGCUCUAUCAAGAAAUAUUGUUAAAAUAGUUGAAAUCAAUCCUUCAGCUAAUGAUGACAUUGGUCAUGAUCUUUUGCGUGUAGAUGCAUUUGGAUACCCCUUACCAGAUGCAACGUUGGCAGUGGUAAACCCGGAACUGUCAGUUCUUGCCAAUAAAGACGAAUUAGGAGAAAUCUGGAUUGAUAGUCCAUGUCUUUCUGGGGGGUUUUAUGGUUUACGUAAGGAAUCAAAACUGAUUUUCCAUGCCAAAUGUCGUGGACCAAAUGGACAAUUGGAUAUGGAUUUUUUAAGAACAGGUUUGUUAGGUUUUACUUUUAAUGGGAAAGUUUAUGUUCUUGGUUUGUAUGAAGAUAGAAUCAGACAAAGAGUGAGUUGGAUUGAUCAAGCAUUGUACCAAAAACUACAUCGUGAGCUAGUUAUAGGUAGUGGUUCCAGGUAUCAUUAUUCUUCUCAUUUACUUGCAACGUUAGCUUCAGAAGUGAAACAAAUUUAUGAUUGUACAAUUUUCGAUAUUUUCAUUGGUAAUGAAUAUUUACCAGUAGCUAUUGUUGAAGCUGAAGUUAUUCGGAAACAAGUUGCUGACGAAACUGCUGGGGCUGAAGGAGGAAAUGCCAAGGCAAAUGAAUCUGUACAUGUUAGUGGAGUGCCACUUAAUGAACCAGUUUUGAAUGCUAUUGCUCAAAAAUGUUUUGACACAUUAUACAAAAGACAUUUCUUGCGAUUAUAUUGUGUGGUAGUUGUUGAUUGUGAUACACUACCCAAAUUAUUAAGAAGUGGUGGUAGAGAAAUUGCCAAUAUGUUGUGUAAAAAGAAAUUUCUUGAAGGUUCAUUGAGAGCUGAUUUUGUUAAAUUUUUCAUUAGAAAAUCCAUUAGUAUGAUCCCACAUGGUGAAGAUGUAAUUGCAGGGAUUUGGUCUCCUUAUGUUUCUGAAUUGAGAUCUAAAGCACUUGCCAAUUUCCCGGAUCAAUAUUCUACCAUUGAUUAUCGGGAAAAAUCAAUUGACGAUAAGACUGGUGCCCCGUUGACUGAUUUCAAAACCAUUAUUGAUAUUUUAAAAUUUAGAGUGGCUAAAUCUGGUGAUUCUAUUGCAUUUCAAAAUGUUGACAACAAUUCUAAAAGUAAACCAUUGACUUGGAAAAAAUUAGAAAGUCGUGCUUAUGCCGUAUGUCAAUAUUUAAUUGAAAAAGCCAACAUUAAAGCGGGACAAUAUGUCAUAUUAAUGUAUUCAUUAUCAGAAGAAUUUGUUAUUGCUGUAUAUGCAUGUUUAAUGUGUGGAAUCAUUGCUGUUCCUAUGUUACCAUUUGAUUCCAACAGAAUUGGUGAAGAUUUCCCGGCAUUUGUUGGUGUCAUUAGAGAUUUUGAUAUUUCUGAAAUUUUAGUUAAUGAUGAAGUAGAGAAAUUUUUAAAGAAUGGGCCUAUAGCUGAUUCAUUAAAGAAAAUAACUCAUAAACGAGUGAAAUCUUUAAAAAUUAAAAACACGGUGAAAUUAACCAAAGUUUCUAAUAUGGCAUCGUUAAAUUCAAAAAUUGCUAGUUAUCAAGCGGCAGUGAAUUUCCGUGAUGAAAACACUACUGCUUUAGUUUGGUUAAAUUUCACUUCUGAUCAUUAUAGAGUGGGGGCAACUUUAAGUAAUAAAAACAUUAUUGGAGUAUGCAAAGUAUUCAAAGAAACUUGUAAUUUAAGUUCUCAAUCAGCAAUUAUCGGUUGUGUUAGACAUACUUCUGGGAUUGGGUUUUUACAAGCUUGCUUAUUGGGAGUGUUUUUGGGUACAACUACUUAUUUAAGUUCACCAGUCAAUUAUGCUGAGAAUCCAUUAUCAUUUUUUUUGUUACUUGCUAGACAUAAAGUGAAAGAUGUAUUUGUUACUGAACAAAUGCUUAAAUAUGCGGCAAUUAAAUUUACCCCCAAGGGAUUCAAUUUAUCAAAUUUGAAAAAUAUGAUGAUUAGUACUGAAAAUAGAGUAGAAAUUGAUUUAUUAAGAAAAAUUGCUAAAGUGUUUCUGUCGACUAAACUUAGUGCUGCAUCAAUGUCAACUGUUCAUAAUCAUUAUUUCAAUCCAAUGAUUUCUACCAGAUCAUAUAUGACGGUGGCACCAGUCGAUCUUUAUUUGGAUCCUAUUGCUCUUAGACAAGGGUAUGUAUCCGUAGUGAAUCAAGCAGAAGUUCCUAAUGCCUUACAUAUUCAAGAUUCAGGAAUGGUUCCUGUUUGUACCGAAAUUGCCAUUGUUAAUCCAGAAACAAGAAAAAUCUGUAAAGAAGGAGAAUUUGGAGAAAUUUGGGUAUGCUCUGAAGCCAAUCUUACUGCUUUCACUAAUGGACCAAAGGGACCAGUUGAUCAUUUUGCUCAAACUCAAUUUAGAGGAAUUAUUGCUGAUGGGAAUCCUGAUGUUACAUAUUUAAGAACUGGAGAUUUAGGAUUUUUGCAUAAUGUUUCAAUCACCAAAAAUAAAACUGGUGGUGUUACCGGUCCCGGUGCCAGUGGUGAGGUUGAUCCAGAAAUAACAACUUUCCAACCACUUUUCGUUUUAGGUAAAAUUGCUGAUACGUUUGAAGUUAUGGGAUUACAUCAUUUCCCAAUUGAUAUUGAAAAUACUAUUGAAUCGUGUCAUUCAGAUAUUUAUCGAAAUGGAUCAUGUAUAUUCAAAUGUGGUGAUUAUACCAUUGUUGUUUGUGAAUCUAAACGGACAAAAUAUUUUGCAUCAUUGGUACCAUUAAUUAUUAAUACUAUUUUAAGUAAACAUCAUUUAGUGAUUGAUAUUGUUGCCUUUAUUAAAAAGGGGGAAUUCCCGAUAUCAAGAUUAGGUACUAAACAAAGAGCUAGAAUAGUUGAUGCAUGGGUUCAAGGAGUUAUUCCUAUUAGUGCAUCAUAUGGAGUUAAUUAUGGGGAAAAUAGUAUGAUUAAAUUAAUCGAAGAAAUUGAUAUUGUUACUAGAGAUGAUCCAAUUACUGGAUUAAAAAAUCCGGCAUUAUCAUAUUAUGAUGAUAAUGAUGAUCAAAAUGGUGAUGUUUUCAGUGAAAAUAGAGAAACAUUAAAACUUAAUGAUGAUGAACAUUAUGCAUCAAUUGGACAAAAAGCUGAAUUUUCUUUAGGUAAUUAUAGUAAUAGUAUAGUUUCCGAAGAUUAA
Molecule: messenger RNA, 4791 nt
Organism: Candida dubliniensis CD36
Lineage: Eukaryota; Fungi; Ascomycota; Pichiomycetes; Serinales; Debaryomycetaceae
Exons: 1
Coding region: 1-4791 (1596 amino acids)
Cellular component (GO): cytosol
Source: RefSeq, a predicted model, not a curated record